UUAACAUUUUUAAUCUGUGAUGAAAUUGACGUGCUCGGGGCAAGUGUUAUCGAUUCUUCUUCACAAAUUUCCAUGUCUGUCUUUUUCCAGUUAACGAAAUAUUUUUGUGACUCCAUGGUAAAUUAGAAGGAUAAGUGAGUUUAUGUUGUUGUCUGACAGAGGCCUUGUAAGAUGCUAAGUGGCGGAGGGGUUAUGAAAGCCGUAUAGAAUGCGGUGGUAGGCAGAAGUUGGGUGUGUUGUGGAGGUCGGGAGCUCGCGAGGCGCGAUGGCGGCGGACACGGCCGUGGCGCCCACCCCCGAGGAGACCCUGGAGUCGCUGCUGCGAGAGGCGGAAGCCCUCAAACAGAAACUGGAAGAGGAGCGCCAGAAGCUCAACGAUGUUACUCUUUCUUGCGUGGCAGAGCGACUGGAGCAAAUCAACUUUCCAAAUCUAAAACUGCGGCGUGUGCUCAAGGGCCACCAGGCCAAAGUCCUGUGCUCCGACUGGUCACCAGAUAAACGGCACAUCGUUUCAUCUUCACAGGAUGGCAAGGUGAUAGUGUGGGAUGCGUUCACGGCCACCAAGGAGCUCACCAUCGCCAUGCCCAGCACCUGGGUCAUGGCCUGCGCCUACGCGCCCUCCGGCAACAUGGUGGCUGCCGGCGGGCUGGACAACAAGGUGACGGUGUUCCCGCUGGGCGGCGCGGGCGACGAGGAGCCGGCCGCGCGCAAGCGCACCGUGGCCACGCACACGUCCUACAUGUCCUGCUGCGUGUUCCCCAACACCGACCGCCAGAUCCUCACGGGCAGCGGCGACGGCACCUGCGCGCUGUGGGACGUGGAGUCCGGCCAGCUGCUGCAGAGCUUCCAGGCGCACGCGGCCGACGUGAUGUCGCUGGACCUGGCGCCGUCGGACAUGGGCGACACGUUCGUGUCGGGCGGCUGCGACCGCGCCGUGCUGGUGUGGGACCUGCGCACCGGCGCCGCCGUGCAGGCCUUCGACACGCACGACUCCGACGUCAACAGCGUGCGCUACCACCCGUCCGGCGACUCGCUGGCGUCCGGCUCCGACGACUCCUGCUGCCGCCUGUUCGACCUGCGCGCCGACCGCGAGGUGGCGCGCUACAGCAAGGAGAGCAUCAUCUUCGGCGUGAACUCGGUGGACUGGUCGGUGUCGGGGCGGCUGCUGUUCGCGGGCUACAGCGACUACACGGCGUGCGCGUGGGACGCGCUGCGCGCCGCGCGCGUGUGCGUGCUGUGCGGGCACGAGCACCGCGUGACGCGCGUGCAGCUGGCGCACGACGGCACCGCGCUGGCCACCGCCUCCUGGGACGCCACGCUGCGGAUCUGGGCGUAAGCCGCCCGAGCGACAUUCCACCGCGCGGCCCCGCUCAACUGCGUCGACGGAGCGGGGAGAUGUGUAUUCGCCAAGUUAUUUCGGUUUCGACUGUCAAAGGCGAGGAGUCUGGUGUGUGAGUGAAGUGUUCACACGGAAGCAUUGAAUAGUUUGACGUGCGCUACACAGUAGGUAGGUUCUCGUAUCUAUGUAUGAAUUAGCGAGGUGUGAUAUAGUAUUGCGCGAGAGAUCUGUAUUUAGUUCAUUCCGUCGUUAUUGUUAAGUAAUUUCGAGAGAGCUCGUCGUCCGGGAAGCCAGGAUUUCAAAAUAUCCGUUUAAUAUGCAGUCCUGAGAAUAUUAUCUGACACAUGAAGUAAUAGUCUAGACAAGCCAGUAUAAUAUCGGUACAUUGACGCUGGGUAGCUCGUGUGGAGCCGUCAGGCGCCGCGCGAGCCCCGGCUCCCGGUCGGCGUGCAGAAGUAUGAAUGUCGUGAGCGAGGCUCUCAACACUUGUAUAGUUUUCUCUUGUAUAAAGCGAUAGCAAUAGUGUGUUUGUAUAGAAAUCUGCAUGUGUACCUACGAUAAGCUCGAAGAUUAUGUUUGAAGCCAAUAAAGUAUUCAGUAUUUUGUUAAAAAAAAAGUUUGAAAUCAAAGAUUAUUAUAAAAUUUAUAAUAGACUAGUAGUUUGUAAAUAACCGGCGAGAAUCCUCGCCGACGAGUUAGUUCGCAGCGCGGCCGGACUCGUGCAUCCAAAGACUACGCUAGUUCUCCGCGGGCGGCGGCGACCUGACAAUAAGAGCGCGAGUGUCCCGCGGAUUCUCUGUAAAUAUAUUCCUUGUAAGCGCGUGGAAGGCGGUCCCGUUAGUGUGUAUUUAUUUCUCCAGUGGGCUUAGUGUGAGUUUACAUCAGACGUCUUCACUAGUGACUGCGUAAAAAAAUGCAAUUAAGUCUAUGACGGAUUGUACAGCGACCCCAGCGGAUACUUUCAAGAACUAAAGUAAGUCUUCAUAGAUUUUUUAAACGCGCUCACUAGUGACGACGUUUGAUGUAAACUCACACUAAUGCUGGAUUUCUCUAAUCAAUCCUAAUCCAAAUUAUACGGAUUUGGAUUGUCAACUGUCAAAUUUUAAUAUGUUUUUGGCCAAAAUAACUGCGGUUUUUGAUGUUUUUACAUUUUUAUAUUGUUUAUAAGACUAUUUAAACAAUAUUAAAGUGUAAAUGCAUCGAAAAUUUUGGAAAUAUAAUCUAAAACUGAAUUCAAUUUGACAGUUGUAAUCCGGAUUUGGACAAGGAUUGAAUAUGGGAAUCGGGCGUAAGCCCUCAGUAGAUAAGUCCCGCGUCGGCUGAGGGCGCGGCCCGCAGCCAGCUCAGUGUUAUAGCCACGAUCUAUUAUUACCAAUAAACUUGGAUGUUA
This is a messenger RNA of Ostrinia nubilalis (European corn borer), 2729 nucleotides long. RefSeq names its product guanine nucleotide-binding protein subunit beta-5 (gene Gbeta5). Gene Ontology annotation, biological process: G protein-coupled receptor signaling pathway; G protein-coupled dopamine receptor signaling pathway. Gene Ontology annotation, cellular component: cytoplasm; heterotrimeric G-protein complex. Gene Ontology annotation, molecular function: signaling receptor complex adaptor activity; protein binding. Bases 266 to 1336 code for a protein of 356 amino acids. The record is from RefSeq and is a predicted model, not a curated record. The transcript has 7 exons. Lineage: Eukaryota; Metazoa; Arthropoda; Insecta; Lepidoptera; Crambidae.